AUGGACACAGAGCAAAAGUCCUUCCUAGGGACUCUAUCUCCAUGGAGUACCCCGAGAAGUGUCACGCCGCAACCGGCCGAUCCUCCAAAGCCAGAGGCCCUGCAGCGAUCCCAAGGAGAAGAUCACACAGUGACCCAUCGAAAUCGGCUGAGCAUGCGCCGGUAUCCGUCAGAUUGCCCCCCGUUGAAAGUGAGAUGGUUCUAUGCUGUGGACUCACCGAAGCGGAAACCUUCCCCGCUGGAGCAGAAGAAGGCAGACCAAAAGCCGUUGCCACCACCCAAGAAGUUUGUUCCGUUCCCCAAAAAAGAUUCACAGUCCAUCGAAGGCACAUUUCAAAAACUCUCAGAUAUCGAAGAGCUUCACCGACAAAAUGAAUCUAAAUCCGAGGAACCGGUGGUUUCCAAGGUGCCUGUGAAUGAGGAUUUCUUGUUCAACGUGGAUGUGGAACAACGAGAAUUGAGCCCGACAUACUGGAUUGCCCCCGUCUAUGAAGUGCGUCGGGGAACCUGGUUUAUACAGGAUGGGUCCAACUUGAAACCGUGUGAGGAGAACCUGGCCACCCAGCUGGAAGAGGGGUUCAUCAAAAUGUGUCCGUGGAGGAAUGAAUCCACUCAGACGGGGUCCACGGAGCAAGCUGGGAAAGCAGGCGAAGAGAAAUCUAUUCAGGCCAAGUCCGCGCCGGAGGACCCAAAAACCCCGAGACAGCAAACUACCAAUCAAUCCUCUUCGCAAGGUACAGGGAACGAUUCCAAUGGACCUGGAACAGAGCCCCAACAGUAUCGCUUAUUUGGCGCUUAUAUGAACAGAGUGGUUGCCUAUCAAGAUUCCACAACCGCUUGGCUGAUGAACGAUGAUUUCAUGUCUCGCUUCAGCACAUCGGUCUACCAAAAGCUGGGAGGUGUCCCGGGAACCAAAUUGGUUCGUGGGUUCGAGCCCAAAAAGCCCAAGGAGGCGGAAGGAAAGAGCUCCAAACAAAAACAGAAAGACGAUGAUUUGCCUGCGACAGGUAUGAAAGACACCCAGAAAGAAGGAUUCAAUCCAUCCACAAUAGUUCCCACCAAAACAGCCCAAGCAGAUAGCCUCGAAGGUAUAGAAAGGCCAAGGUCCACCAUAGAACGACAGAUGUCGUCCCUUGCAGGCGAAUUGCAAAACCCAGCCGAACUCGAAGAGCAGGCCCGCAAGCAGGAAGAGCAAGAGAUGGAAGAUGCGAGAGAAAUUGAAGGCGAGGAUAGAGAACGGGAGGUGGAUCAUCUGAUUCUGGUCACUCAUGGUAUUGGUCAGCGACUCGGAUUGCGGCUGGAAAGCAUCAACUUUAUCCACGACGUGAAUGUGCUUCGCAAAACAUUGAAAACAGUCUACAAGGGCUCCCCUGAUCUUCAAGCCUUGAAUUCCGCGUUCCCAGACAGCGAUAAGAAUUGCCGUGUUCAGGUGCUACCAGUGUGUUGGCGACAUCUUCUUGACUUCCCGUAUCGGGGUGUUCGACAGAACAGAAAAGAACUCGAUCUCACUGAUGCAGAUGCUCUUGAGGACGAGGCUUAUCCAAGCCUGGCAGAUAUCACACUGGAAAGUGUCCCUGCUGUGCGAAACCUCAUCUCAGAUCUGGCUAUGGAUGUACUUCUCUAUCAAAGCGGGUAUUGCGAGCACAUCUCCAAUGUUGUCGUGCAAGAGUGCAAUAGGAUCCUUGAACUAUACCGGACACAAAACCCCUCGUUCAAGGGCUCAGUCAGUCUCAUUGGGCAUUCCUUGGGAAGUGCAAUCUUGUUUGACAUUCUGUGUCAUCAGCAAGGAAGUGCAAAGCAGAGUGGCAACUCGAGCGGCAAGCCCCAAGAAAGCGACGAGCCGACCAAAAAUGCCAAAGCAAAUGCGUUCAAAUUCGAAUGCGAGGAGUUCUUCUGCCUUGGGUCUCCCAUUGCACUGUUCCAAAUGCUGAAAGGAAAAACAAUUGGUGGGUACUCUGCACUCGAUCCUCGAAAUCGCAGAAAUACGUUGGAUGUCGAAGUUAAUCCAGACCCUCAUGGACCGGGACGUGGGCGUGGGCUGGAUGAUAGUCCCACCAUUAUUUCGACACCAAAAUGUCGGGAUCUCUACAAUAUCUUCCACCCUUCUGACCCCGUGAGCUACCGUGUUGAACCUCUCAUAUCCCCGGCGAUGGCCAGCUUGAAACCCCAGCCUCUACCCUCGGUGAAGAAGAGUCUGUGGACGACCUCGGGGCAAAGUCUAUCCAUCCUUGGGAGUCGUAUGGGUCAAAGUGUAGGAUCUAUGUGGACCAACUUCACCACGGGUGUGGCGAGCAGCCUGUUGAAUCGCAGCUUGGGGUUGACCAGCGAAGAAGCUUCGGCCUCCCAGGCCACAGGCAAAGGGGCCGGGGAUUCAGUCCACAAGCGAACCCAAUCUGGCUCUACUCAGCAUGGAUCGGAGGCCGAUGAUCACCAUCAGACCUUGAUUGAACCCGAUUUGGAAACCCUCUAUGAUGGGUUCCAGAAGAGUCGGGAUAACAAUCAUGGAGAAAGUCCCGAUCCCGAGGCCGACCCUGACCAAGAGCGGAAGCUGAGAUUUGAAGAUGCUAAAGUCCGCUCCAUGAAUACCAACGGCCGGGUGGACUAUAGCAUACAAGAGGGCGCAUUCGACAUCUCGCUGAUUGCCAGCAUUGCCAGUCAUCUGACAUACUGGGGAGAUGAAGAUGUCAAUCACUUCAUGUUAUCCCAAAUUUUGUCUCGGAGACAUCGGCAUAGGAUGAAAAAAUAG
Messenger RNA from Penicillium salamii, 2745 nucleotides. NCBI's taxonomy places the organism in Eukaryota, Fungi, Ascomycota, Eurotiomycetes, Eurotiales, Aspergillaceae. The record is from the annotation of a GenBank genome assembly.